GGAUUCAUUUGACGUUUUUCUUUCUUUGAUUAAUAACGGUGAAGAUUUGUGGGGUCUAUGAUUGAUUAGCGGGUCGACUCUUUCUGUUUAUAAGAGCUUCUUUAAACUCGAAACUUUUCAUAUUAGUUUCUAUCAGUUUUCUAUAGUGAUGGCAUUUCAUACUGCAGGAAACGCUACUUUACAUAUGCUCGUAAUCUUUUCUCUUCUGAUUAUGAUUGUAUCUGCAGAAACAAGCUUAAAAUCUGAAGUUGAGGCCUUGAAGGCCUUCAAGAAUGCUGUAGUCGACCCUUUAGGAGCACUUGCUAAUUGGACUGAAGCAAAUCAUCACUGCAAUUGGUCUGGCGUUGUCUGUGACCCUUCUUCGAAUCGUGUCAUUUCGAUAUCUUUGGCUCAGAAGCAGCUUCAAGGCCAGAUAUCUCCUUUUCUUGCAAAUCUCUCCGCCCUCCAGGUUCUUGAUUUAACUUCAAAUUCAUUUACUGGGCACAUUCCACCCCAGCUGGGACUUUGUUCCCAGCUAAUUAGUAUUUCUCUUUAUGAAAAUUCUCUUUCAGGUCCAAUUCCAUCAGAACUAGGAAACCUUCAAAAUCUGCAGUAUGUAGAUUUAGGAGCUAAUUUCUUGAAUGGAAGCAUUCCUGAAAAUAUUUGUAAUUGCACCUUUUUGCAAUCUUUUGGCGUUGAUUCUAAUAAUCUGACUGGCAGAUUACCCAGAGACAUUAGGAACUUAGUCAACUUGCAAGUUUUCGUGGCAAAUUUUAAUAACUUAGAAGGUUCAAUACCUGUUUCCAUUGGAGAGUUGCAAACCUUGCAAGGUUUACAUAUUAGUGAAAACCACUUGUCUGGAGUAAUACCUAGAGAGAUAGGGAACUUAUCCAACUUGGAGGUUCUUGAGUUGUAUGGAAAUUCCCUUGUCGGGGAAAUCCCUUCUGAACUAGGUAGCUGCAAGAAUCUUGUCAAUCUUGAACUAUACAGAAAUCAGUUCACUGGAGCCAUUCCUUCUGAGCUUGGAAACUUGAUCCGCUUAGAAACAUUGCGGUUGUACAAAAAUCGACUAAAUUCCACCAUUCCUCUUUCCUUGUUCCAGUUGACAUCAUUAACCAAUUUAGGUCUCUCAGAGAAUCAGUUGACUGGUAUGGUACCCCGUGAGCUAGGAUCCUUGAAGUCAUUGCAGGUAUUGACACUGCAUUCAAACAAAUUCACUGGGCAGAUCCCUAGAUCGAUAACAAACCUGUCAAAUUUGACGUACUUGUCUCUGAGCAUCAAUUUCCUUACAGGAAAAAUUCCAUCAAACAUAGGAAUGCUUUACAAUUUAAGAAACCUUAGCCUGAGCAGAAACUUGCUUGAGGGAUCCAUCCCUUCUAGCAUUACCAACUGUACCGGGCUUCUCUACCUAGAUUUAGCUUUUAAUAGAAUCACCGGGAAACUUCCAUGGGGUUUGGGGCAGUUGCACAAUUUAACAAGGUUAAGUCUUGGACCGAAUAAAAUGUCCGGGGAGAUACCUGAUGACCUUUAUAAUUGUUCCAAUCUUGAGGUGUUAAAUUUGGCAGAGAAUAAUUUCAGUGGAUUGCUGAAACCAGGCAUUGGCAAACUCUACAACCUACAAACGUUGAAAGCUGGCUUUAAUUCAUUAGUAGGGCCAAUCCCACCAGAGAUUGGCAACUUAAGUCAACUGAUCACAUUAUCACUUGCUGGAAACAGAUUUUCAGGCCUCAUUCCACCGACAUUAUUCAAGCUUUCUCUCCUCCAAGGACUGUCCUUGCAUAGCAAUGCUCUAGAAGGCGCAAUACCUGAAAAUAUUUUUGAGCUGAAACAUUUAACUGUUCUCAUGCUCGGGGUUAAUAGGCUCACAGGUCAAAUUCCAGCUGCUAUCUCAAAACUUGAAAUGCUUUCAGACUUGGACCUGAACAGCAACAUGUUUAAUGGAUCCAUUCCUACAGGUAUGGAGCGUCUUAUUAGACUAAACUCUCUAGAUCUCUCUCACAACCAUCUCAAAGGAUCAAUUCCUGGAUUGAUGAUAGCAAGCAUGAAAAAUAUGCAGAUAUCUCUUAACUUGUCGUACAAUUUGUUGGGAGGAAAUAUUCCAGUUGAGCUAGGCAAGUUGGAUGCAGUACAAGGCAUUGAUCUCUCAAACAACAAUCUUUCAGGUAUAAUUCCUGAAACAAUUGGAGGCUGCAGAAAUUUGUUCUCACUUGAUCUGUCAGGGAAUAAGCUCUCUGGUUCAAUUCCAGCUAAAGCUUUUAGUCAGAUGAGCGUGCUUACCAUAUUGAACCUUUCCAGGAAUGAUUUAGAUGGCCAAAUCCCUGAAUCGUUUGCAGAAUUAAAGCAUUUAACCACCCUAGACCUGUCUCAGAACCAGCUGAAGGACAAAAUACCUGAUAGCCUUGCCAAUCUUUCCACCUUGAAACAUCUUAAUUUGACUUUCAAUCAUCUUGAAGGUCAAAUUCCUGAGACAGGCAUUUUCAAAAACAUUAAUGCUUCCAGUUUCAUUGGAAAUCCUGGUCUCUGUGGAAGCAAAUCUUUAAAGUCAUGCAGCAGGAAGAGUUCACAUUCCUUAUCAAAGAAGACAAUAUGGAUUUUGAUAUCUCUUGCAGUGGUUUCCACACUUCUCAUUCUGGUGGUACUGAUAUUAAUGCUCCUCCAACGUGCCAAAAAGCCUAAAGCAGAACAAAUUGAGAAUGUAGAACCAGAAUUCACUGCCGCAUUGAAACUCACCAGGUUUGAGCCGAUGGAAUUAGAAAAGGCAACUAAUCUCUUCAGUGAAGAUAACAUAAUCGGUUCUAGCAGUUUAAGCACUGUUUACAAGGGUCAACUAGAGGAUGGACAGGUUGUAGUUGUAAAGAAACUGAACUUACAGCAGUUCCCUGCAGAAUCUGACAAGUGCUUCUAUAGAGAAGUCAAAACAUUGAGCCAGCUGAGGCACAGGAAUCUGGUGAAGGUAAUUGGCUAUUCCUGGGAGAGCGCUAAAUUAAAGGCGUUAGUUCUGGAGUACAUGCAGAAUGGGAGCUUGGACAACAUCAUUCAUGACCCUCAUGUUGAUCAAUCGAGGUGGACAUUAUUUGAGAGAAUAGAUGUCUGUAUCUCGAUUGCGAGUGGGCUGGAUUACAUGCAUUCUGGUUAUGACUUCCCUAUUGUUCAUUGUGACUUGAAACCCUCUAACAUUCUAUUGGACAGUAACUGGGUUGCCCAUGUUAGCGACUUUGGAACAGCUCGAAUUCUAGGCGUACAUCUCCAAGAUGCAACCAUCCUUUCCUCAAUAUCAGCUUUUCAAGGCACCAUAGGCUACUUGGCUCCAGAAUUUGCAUACAUGAGGAACGUCACAACUAAAGUUGAUGUCUUCAGCUUUGGAAUCUUAGUUAUGGAGUUCUUAACGAAACAAAGGCCAACAGGAAUUACAGAAGAGGAAGGACGGCCAAUCAGUCUGAGUCAACUCAUUGAAAAAGCCCUGUGCAAUGGGACCGGAGGUUUGCUUCAAGUUUUAGACCCUGUGAUUGCUAAAAAUGUGUCCAAGGAGGAAGAAACAUUGAUUGAACUCUUUAAGCUGGCCUUGUUCUGCACCAAUCCAAAUCCUGAUGAUCGGCCCAACAUGAAUGAGGUGCUGUCUUCCCUUAAGAAGCUGAGAAGAGAAAGUAGAAGUGGUGUUUUAUAGAGACCACGAAAAUAGAAAUUUCUGUUAUAGAAUUAGAAGCCAUAAUCCACAAAGCAGCCUUGGCAAAAUGACUGAUCUUGUGAAGUGUGUUAAUUGAGUUCUAAUUGGUUUACAGGUUUGAUUUCUAUCUAACUCGGCAUUCUUCAGACCAUAAUUAUCACUUCCUAGUAUAGGGCAUUGGUGCUAUAACAUAUCAAGAAUGUCGGCCAAUGUUAUAAGUUGCCCUUGCAUCCAAUAGAGAUAUGCCACAUCUGCCUCUGGAUAUGGAUAUAUUGCUAGCUAGAUAUCUUCAUAAAUGUACAAAUUAUCUUGAAUAAUAGCAACAACGCCAAGAAAGUGAUGCUCUUUUCUUUUUCUUCUGAAA
Molecule: messenger RNA, 4007 nt
Organism: Ricinus communis (castor bean)
Lineage: Eukaryota; Viridiplantae; Streptophyta; Magnoliopsida; Malpighiales; Euphorbiaceae
Product: LRR receptor-like serine/threonine-protein kinase FLS2
Exons: 2
Coding region: 149-3643 (1164 amino acids)
Biological process (GO): protein phosphorylation
Cellular component (GO): plasma membrane
Molecular function (GO): protein binding; ATP binding; protein kinase activity
Source: RefSeq, a predicted model, not a curated record